AUGGCUGCGUCCCGGGAAAGGCGCUGGCACCGAGUGUCCUUUGUACAGUGUACCGUCGUGUGUUUCCUACUGCUGUGGUGUGCGGUAGCAACGGGAGGACAAUCGAACAACCAGCCAGAGGAUACUCCAUCCAGCCGACGACUGGAUCGUAACCGGAUCAAUCUUCUUCGAGAGCAAACCCUCAGCAGAGCUCGCCCUUCUGUUCGUGAUGCGUCACCGUACCGGCUACCGAACAGCACGAUACCGGAGAGCUACGUGCUGGAGCUGAGUGUCCCUUCGACGCAGGACCUAGGCUAUACUGGCACCGUGACGAUAGGGAUACGCGCCCAACACACAACCAACUCGAUCGUGCUGAACUCCCUCCGGAAUCGUAUCGUAAACUUGAGGCUUCGGAACGCGAAUCAAAUCGAGCAACCGAUCAUGUGCUACGAGGAAGAUGCGGCCGCCCAAACGCUUACGAUUCAGACGAUGUCCGCGUUGACUGUGGGAUCACUUUACCAGCUGACGAUCCGGUUCGAAAACGAGAUCCGAACGGAUGUGUCCGGAUUCUAUUAUUUCGCUUAUCCGGCGGCCGAUACCGGUGAGGUACAGUACGGUGCCAUUACACAGUUCGAAGCGAUCGAUGCGCGGACUGCGUUCCCGUGUUACGAUGAACCUGCACUGAGGGCUACCUUUACGAUCAUCAUUGAUAGUGGUUCGGAGACGAAGGUCCACUCCAACAUGCCGGUUGCCUCCGUUAAAAUCAUUGGCGAAGGUUUGAAGCAAACUCGCUUCCAAACGAGCCCCCGAAUGCCAACCUACCUGGUGGCCUUUGCUAUUACGACUGAUUUUGCCAAUGUACGAACGUCCCUGAAGGGGCCAGAGUCAAGCUUCAACAUGGAGCUGGUGGCUCCACCGGGUUCGUCCCCGGCAGCCCGUCAGUACGGGCUGGAGCUGGGCGCUCAGGCGAUACGAACCGUCGAGCGUCAUUUCCAGCAAACGUACGAUCUUCCCAAGCUUGAUCAACUGGCCGUACCGAGGUUCUACUUUGCGGCCAUGGAAAACUGGGGUUUGGUGGUGUACGAGGAAUCGUACCUGCUGUACGAUGAGUCAACCGGCACGAACCGUGAUAAGGAGAACGUAAUCGCAACGAUUAUGCACGAGUUUGUGCACCAGUUUUUUGGUAAUCUGCUGACACCCCAUUGGUGGUCUGACGUAUUCCUGAGCGAAGGUUUUGCCACCUUUUACGAGUAUUAUCUUAGCAGUGAGCUUGAACCAAGCAUACGGUUCCAGGAGAAGUUCACCGUCGAAGCGCUACAGACGGCCUUGCUGGUGGACAGUGUUAGCACCAUACGCCCGCUGUCCUACUCGGUGCCAGACCAAUCCGACAUUAUGCGUCUGUUCGACAUCAUUGCGUAUCAAAAGGGUGGUAGCAUCCUGCGCAUGUUCCAUUAUGCACUCGGUGCGUCCACCUUCCUCAAGGGUGUUCGGCAUUACAUAAGCAGCAACAAAGGAAGCUCCGUUACACCGGAAGCGUUGUUUGCAAGCUUGCAGUUUGCGGCGGAGGAAGAUGCGGUACUAUCGCGCAGCUUAAACGUAGCAAUGCUUAUGGGGUCCUGGGUCUAUCAGUCCGGAUAUCCCCUCGUAACGGUUGAGCAUCAUGAUGAUGAAUUGAUCUUCCAUCAACACCACUACACAACGGAUUCACUGGAGGACACGCAAGGCCCAGGUGGCCGUACCUGGUGGAUUCCGGUCGCCUAUCAAGUCGUAUCGCGUGAUGGCACGGUAACGAACGAGCAGUUUUGGUUGCCAGAAGGAACAUCGCAGGUAGCGAUACCCAGCGCCAGCUUGCCGGACGGUUCUUGGCUACUGGUGAAUCCUGGCCAAACGGGUUACUACCGGGUGAACUACGAUGCAAACCUGUGGCUGCGCUUGAUCCAACAACUGACCAGCAAUCACGAAGCGCUCCCAGCGACAUCGCGCAGCCAGUUGCUGGACGAUGGCUUUAAGCUCUACUUCACCGAACACAUCGAUGCACCGUUGCUGUACGGGCUGCUCCAGUACACUGGACGUGAAGUAGAUGCCAUUCCGUGGACAGUGGCACUGGCCAAUGAUAAUCUUGGCACACUACGUGAUGCUCUCGUGCCAGACGCAGCAUCGUUCAACGCUUUUACGCGCUUUGCCGUUGCUCGGAUAAGCAGCAUCUACGAGCUGGUACAGUUUGAUGGUGUAUCCGGUGAGCCGCAUGAGUAUCAGCAGCUGCGUAGCAACCUCAUCGAGUGGAGCUGCCGCCUGGGAGUCGCCGAAUGUCGUACGGAGGCACUGACCAGAAUGAUGAACGAUUUGGCCGGUACGGCAAUGAUUCCAUCGUAUCUGAAGGAAAGCGUAUACUGUGGAGGUGCCACCGUUGCCACUGUGGACCAGCUGUUGGCCGUCUGGUUACGGAUGCAAGCUAGUUCGAGCCUGGGAGAACGGUCGCUGCUCAUCGCUGCUUUGGGCUGUGCCGAAAAUGCCGCCUUUUUGGACCUAUACCUAGGCUCGCUGUUCGAUGCGGACACCAACUAUCGGCCCGGCGAAUGGUAUCAGGUGCUGAGUGCGGUCUACUCAAAGUCGGCCACCGGAUUCGAUGCGUUCAAUCGAUGGUCGGUUAGCUACACCAUGCAGAUUUUACAAAACUUCGGCACGGAUCCAGCCUUUACCGCCAUUAUGAGUGAUAUACAGCAGCGGCUGCAAAAACUUCCUCGACAUUAUGAACUGGUUCAAUUAUUUAUGCAGACGUAACGAAAGAAUUCAGGAAUGCAGGAAUAGUCACGCUGGCGUGUGAAACUGUCCAAUCAGCC
Anopheles aquasalis is the source of this 2819-nucleotide messenger RNA. Its product is annotated as aminopeptidase Ey-like. Gene Ontology annotation, biological process: peptide catabolic process; proteolysis. NCBI's taxonomy places the organism in Eukaryota, Metazoa, Arthropoda, Insecta, Diptera, Culicidae. The record is from RefSeq and is a predicted model, not a curated record. Gene Ontology annotation, molecular function: peptide binding; metalloaminopeptidase activity; zinc ion binding. Gene Ontology annotation, cellular component: membrane; cytoplasm.